UCAUAUCACACUCAAAUGUAAAAAUAUAAAAAACAGAAUCGAAACCCAAUCCACUUCGUUUGACUGAGAAACAUGUUGGAGUCUAACGGAACUCAAUGCUCACCGGAAAACGGAAAGCUCGCCGGAAAACCCAGCGGUUCUUCAAUAUAAAGAAUUAAUGUGUUAGAUACUUCAAAUUUAUUUUAUUGUUCUUCAUUAUGAAUAUCUUAGCAAAUAUUAGGUUUUGUGUUGAUCCUAAUUUCAUAAUUGGAACCUAUUGCAGUAACCUUGUAUGCAAUUUUUACAAUCCUAAUUACUCAAUAACCAAAUUGUAUCAAAUUCAUAACAAAAGAAACUCAUUAUCGAAAAAACCGAGUUAUCUUGAUAUUCAUAAACACCAUUUUGAUUCGGUAUUAGUUAGCGUCGGGACAGAGGAAAUUGUAGAAGAAGUGAUAGAAGGAAGCUACAAAAAAUUUAGGUGGAAUGAGAUAAGAAAUGAUAUCACGGAGGAACAAAAACAGGCUAUAGCUAAGCUUCCGUUCAGGAUGGAGAAGCGAUGUAAAGCAGUGAUGAGACAGAUUAUAUGUUUUUCUGAAGAAAAAGGAAGAUUAUGUGAUGUUUUGAGGGCUUGGGUGGAGAUUAUGAAGCCUACGAGAGCAGAUUGGCUUUCGGUUUUGAAAGAGUUGAAGAAUAUGGAUCAUCCUCUUUAUCUUGAGGUGGCAGAACAUGCUCUUGUUGAAGAAUCCUUUGAACCUAAUCUUCGUGAUUACACAAAGUUAAUUCAUUAUUAUAGCAAGGAGAAUCAACUCGAAGCUGCUGAGAAUAUUUUUACGUUAAUGAAGCAAAGGGGCUUCAUCUGUGAUCAAGUAAUUCUGACUACCAUGGUUCACAUGUACAGCAAGGCUGGCCAUCUUGACCGGGCCGAGGAAUAUUUUGAAGAGAUCAAAUUGCUUGGUGAACCUUUGGACAAAAGAUCAUACGGAUCAAUGAUUAUGGCCUACAUCAGAGCUGGAAUGCCUGAAAAAGGAGAGAGUUUACUUGAAGAAAUGGAUGCUCAAGACAUAUAUGCAGGAAGUGAGGUUUACAAAGCAUUGCUUAGAGCUUACUCCGUAAUUGGUAACGCAGAAGGUGCACAAAGGGUCUUUGAUGCAAUUCAGCUGGCCGGUAUUAUCCCAGAUGAUAAAAUGUGCAGUCUUCUUAUUUAUGCCUACAGUAUGGCUGGUCAAAGUCAAAAAGCUCGAAUUGCAUUUGAAAAUAUGAAAAGAGCAGGUAUCGAACCUACUGAUAAAUGCAUAUCUUCAGUACUUGUUGCUUAUGAAAAGGAAAACAUGCUAAAUACAGCAUUAGAGUUUCUAAUAGAGUUGGAAAGGGAUGGCAUUAUGGUCAAGGAAGAAACUUCUAGAAUACUUGCUGGGUGGUUCCGGAAACUCGGGGUGGUAGAAGAGGUAGAGCUUGUUUUAAGAGACUUUGCAACCACUACCAGUCACCAAAUAAGCUAAUGUAGAGGUACUGCAUUAUAAUUUAUUCGAAGUUUUGUAUGACCAAUGCCCCUGAGGAACCAAUCUUGUUCUCAAUGUAUUAUAGCCAUUUUAAUGUGCAAUGCAAUUGUUAAAAUAGUUGGAAGUUAUGUGUAGUUAGUUAAGGUAGUUAGACUAGAGUAAUUGUAAUCAACUAUAGUUAGUUGAUAAGUAAACUAGAGUUAGUAGUUUGGUUAGAAGUUAGUUAGAGUUAGUUACUCAAACUAAUCUCUAUAUAUAGGAACACUAUUGUACUCAUUCAUCAUCUUUUAAUCAAAUAUUUUCAUUCCAA
Molecule: messenger RNA, 1788 nt
Organism: Medicago truncatula (barrel medic)
Lineage: Eukaryota; Viridiplantae; Streptophyta; Magnoliopsida; Fabales; Fabaceae
Product: pentatricopeptide repeat-containing protein At1g01970
Exons: 3
Coding region: 198-1478 (426 amino acids)
Molecular function (GO): protein binding
Source: RefSeq, a predicted model, not a curated record